Messenger RNA from Symbiodinium sp. CCMP2456, 375 nucleotides. The record is from the annotation of a GenBank genome assembly. NCBI's taxonomy places the organism in Eukaryota, Dinophyceae, Suessiales, Symbiodiniaceae.
GUGUGCAGCUGCAGCUGCUGGGCGCCAGCGUGGCGCCCGCUCGGGAGCGUCACUGGCGCGGAGGGCCUCAGCUAAUGGGCCCGGCCGUGGUCCUUUGGCCGGACUUCGCCCCUUCCCUUGCAGAGCUGCGGAAGAAGCUGCCAGCCCCAGAGUGCAUUUCCAUUGCCGCAGACAGCUCCCUCGAACUCCGCGGGUCGGGUCUCAUCUUGGAGCACCUGGACUUGCAGGGCGCCUUGCGAGUGGUGGCAGGCCCUGGCGUGGCUCUUCGUAUCCGCAGCGUAACCGUCCGCAAUCGUGGACGGGAGUUUGUGGCCCUCAGUGACGCCGAGCAGGACGGGGAGGCACCGGAAGAGCUUCGCAUCCGCGGCUAUCGCU